AUGGAAAAUAAAUAUCAAUAUAAUGGUAACCCAACAUUACCUGAUAUUAUUGAUCCAGGUAUCACUAUCCCUAUUUUUGAUGAUGUGAUGGAAGAACCAGGAGAUCAAUUAAGUUCUCAACAACCACAGAAACUAGGUUCAUAUAGAGUACGUGCUGGAAAAUUCUCAAACACUUUAAGUAAUUUAUUACCAUCCAUUAGUGCAAAGUUACAUCAUGCAAAGAAAAGUUCAAAUGGUAAAGUGGUCCCUAGUGAUUCUAACCCUAUGGAUACCAAUAUGCAAACCGAUUUAGAUUAUCGUAUCAGUGGCGAAAUAAUGAGAAGAAGUGCAGAGGUAGAUAGAUUGUUACAUCAGGGUAUAAGUAUUAACGAAGCUGAAAAUAUUACACCUCCACAAGAUUCUGAUAGAUUGGUACAUUUCCCCCCGUCGGCUGAUUAUUUGAUAAGUGCGCCGAGAAGAUCAAAUGAUUCCUUCACAGUAGGUACAACUUUAUCACAACCAAUGAAUAGAACUCGUAACAAUACAAUGUCCUCACAGAUUACGUCCAUAUCUUCAAUGGCACCAGGACCAGUAUCCGCAGGAGCCAUUUGGGGUAAUACAAACCCAAGCGUUGAUGACUCGUUACAUCAAUCAACAAAUACAAAUACAAAUACUACCAACAACAACAAUUCAAUUUACGAACAAGUGCUACCUUCUAUGAGCAGUGGUGCAGUACAGGAUAGUAACGCCUCGAUUCAUACAAAAAAUACUAACAUGUUGAAUGUACCUCCUACAGCAAUGUGGGCAAAUCCAGCACAAUCAAGACAAAGAUCUGCUUCCAAUAGUUCAAGUAUAUAUUUAGACGCGGCACCAUUCGAUCAACAGUCAUUAUAUUCUCAUGCUCAAUCGAAUUAUACAUCAACUCAAACGUACCACGAGGGACCUCUAGUGAUAGAUGACGUUGAUCCAAGAUCAAUAAAUUGGGUGUCGAAUGAUCCAAACGUACCAUCAAUGAAUAGAAUUUCAACAUUGAUUCCAACAAAUACAAUUUCUAUCUCCAAUGUGUUUCCUUUACAAGAACAACAACCUCAUUUGAAUAAUGCUGUCAAUUUAACAUCUACAUCCUUAGCAACUUUAUGCAACAAAUUUGGGGAAGUUAGCUCUGCAAGAACGUUCAAAGGUAUUAACAUGGCCAUUGUAGAAUUUACUACUGUAGAAGCGGCUUCUGAGGCUUUAAAUGCUUUGCAAGGUAAAGAGGUCUCAAUGAUAGGAGCUCCAAGUUUUAUUGCAUUUGCUAAAAUAUUACCAAUGCAUCAACCACCUCAGUACUAUAGUAAACAACAAGUUCCACAAACAGAACCAAUUUCUCAACCAUUACUACAUGAACAACUAUAUAAUGGAUCUGUUACGUUACAGAAGCAAGGAAAUGUAUCUAUUCCAGUGUUUAACCAAUACCAAUCUCAACAAGGUCAAUCAGUACCUCAAACUCCAUAUUCUGUACAAUUACAACAACCAUCUCAACAGUCACAUAGUCAACAAUAUGGAAACAAUCACCAAAAUCAUGUUAGUCAUACUCAUUCAGGUUCAAUAGAAAGGGAACAAUGUCCAUUCCCACUUCCUGCACCCUCUGUAAUAAGCAAAAUGGGUGAUUUGAAGAAAAUUAUCAAUUCAUUUGAUAUCGUGCGUGACGAGGAACAAGUUACCAACUUACUCAAUGGUGUAAUAAAUUUUAAAGGUACUACGGAUACUGGUAAUUUUGGCCCCUUACCAAGUUCUAAUGUAGUGAAGGGAUUUGAAGCCUCCAAAUUGAGGGAGCUUCGUAAGGCUAUGGAUAGCGAUUCUAUGCCUCAAAUAGAACUAGAACAACUUGCAAUGACAAUGCUAGAUGAAUUACCAGAACUAUGUUCAGAUUACCUGGGUAACACAAUCGUUCAAAAAUUAUUCGAAAAUUCUUCUGAUAUAAUUAAAGAUAUUAUGUUGAGGAAAACCGCCAAGUAUUUAACCUCAAUGGGUGUCCAUAAGAAUGGUACAUGGGCAUGUCAAAAAAUAAUUACAAUGGCUCAUACCCCUAGGCAAAUUCAAUUAGUUACUUCGGGGAUCUGUGACUAUUGUACUCCACUAUUUGAUGAUCAAUUCGGUAAUUAUGUUAUCCAAUGUGUUCUUAAAUUUGGGAUGCCAUGGAAUAAUUUUAUUUUUGAAAGUAUUAUAUCUAAUUUUUGGACAAUUGUACAAAAUAGAUACGGUGCAAGAGCAGUUAGAGCAUGUCUUGAGGCACAUGAUAUUAUUACCAAGGAACAAACUCUGGUAUUGAGUAGUGUUAUUAUAUUGUAUUCGGAAUAUUUAUCUACCAAUGCUAAUAGUGCACUAUUAUUAACUUGGUUUUUAGAUACAUGUGUUUUACCAAAGAGACACACUGUGCUGGCCUCAUACAUUACCAAAAAUAUUAUAGAAUUAUGUCACCAUAGGUUGGCUUCCUUGACAGUUCUAAAGAUUUUGAAUUAUAGAGGUGAUGAUAUUGCCAGAAAGAUUACCCUCCAGGCAAUUUUUGGCGAUUUGACAUCUGAGGAACCACCUCAGUCAUUGAAAUUAAUUUUGAACGAUUCAAGUUACGGACCUACAUUUAUUUACAAAGUCUUGUGUAUGCCUUUAUUAGAUGAAGACACAAGACAACAUAUUGUUCAGCAAGUUAGAAAAGUUGUCAAGGAUUCUGUGUCGGCUCAACAACAUAGACGUUUAAUGGAAGAAAUUGGGUUUGCACCAUCCAGUUCACAUUCUCAAGGAAAUAUGAAUAGACAUACGCAUAGAAAGACAAGUAGCAAUAUCGCAUUCAACCCAGAAGCAAACGGCCAUAUGAGAGGCCCUUCGACAUCUAGUACACGCAGUAACGGUUCAAGACAGGCCAAUAUUGUAUCCCAAACAGUUUCGGGGCAAAUUGCGAACUCUCCACCAAAUAAUGCUGCAAACGCAUCGUACUUUAAUUAUCCAGGGAUGUUCCCAGGAGCAUUCUUUGGGGCAUCAAAUGGUUCCAAUAUGAUUGAUAAUGAUGAUAUCAUUAACAAGUUCGAAAGACUCAAUUUGAACAAUGGUACUCACUUAUCACUUCCAAAACUGAGCUUUAGAGGUCCCGCAUCCAAUGGUUCUACAAAUAACGGUACUUUUGAACAAGACACCACGGUGAACAAAGACUACAACUUAUAA
Maudiozyma barnettii is the source of this 3177-nucleotide messenger RNA. RefSeq names its product Jsn1p (gene JSN1). The record is from RefSeq and is a predicted model, not a curated record. NCBI's taxonomy places the organism in Eukaryota, Fungi, Ascomycota, Saccharomycetes, Saccharomycetales, Saccharomycetaceae. The transcript has a single exon. Gene Ontology annotation, molecular function: RNA binding. The coding region runs from base 1 to 3177 and encodes 1058 amino acids.